GUUCAAAGUUAGUGAAGGGAACGGAGCGUCUCUCCGUAAAGACGUGAAGAAUAAAAAACUUGACUGAAAUGACGCUCCAACGCUGUAAGGAUGUCAAGGAACGACGCAGAAACAUCAUUUCAUAAGGUAAAAAAAUGACCUUUAAUGAACGUUUUCAUUGUUUUUGUGUGGCUAUAUGGCCGGUAACCGGUCAAGGUGUUAAAAACAGUAAAUGACCGGCAGUCCUAUAUUCCCUAAAUUUCACAAAAUCGAAAGACUCUAGCUAAUCUAAACUACCAUAUGUCGAUUAAGACAAGUCAAGCGAUCCUGAAAUGCUUUAUAGAUCUCAAGUCUAGUGUUUAGUUUACGCUGGGCUCAGAAGACGAAACCGUGUUUUGUGACACUUGGAACUUUUUUCAGCUAGACUGCCGGUCAAGGUUUUCAAAACCCCAAAUGGCCGGCAGUCCUCUAUUCUCAGUAAAUUUCACAAAAUCGAAAGAUUCUAGCUAAUCUAAACUAUCAUAUGUCGAUUAAGACAGGUCAAGCGAUCCUGAAAUGCUUUAUAGAUCUCAAGUCUAGUGUUUGUUUUACGCUGGGCUCAGAAGACGAAACCGUGUUUUGUGACACUUAGAACUUUUUUCAGCUCGACUGCCGGUCAAGGUUUUCAAAACACUAAAUGGCCGGCAGUCCCAUAUUCUCAGUAAAUUUCACAAAUCGAAAAAAUUCAGCCGUUCUGAACUAUCAUAAGUCGUGACCCUGAUCAAACCAGCCGGUUUUGUGGGAUUUCUAUAUCAUGUUUUUGUUCUCGUAUCCCAUGUAUAAUUUCAAUCCCAAUCCUGAAUCCUGACCCUACUGGGGAUCGGACCCUUAACAUUACAAGUACAUUGUGUACCACAAUAACCAGUUGGGAGGGGUUAAGAGGGGCGGGAGGGGGUUGGUGGGCGGUUUGUAUUGCCAUAUAUUGUCUCCUUCUGCUGUCAAGGUCAAUCUUCCAAGAAUUGAUAGAUACAAUCAUGAUUGGCCAAGCAGCAGAAAUGAACAUUGAUGUUCUCGGCUAAGCAGGCAGGGAAGAAAGAUCCUCUAACGUCGGCUGCAUGGGUAGCCUGAUUCUCAGAAGUUCAAGGUCAUUUGUGGCCCCCUACAUGGGUAGACCAUUUUUCGUAACCCCCUAUUCAUGUCAUUUUGCAUACAAAAAAACAGACAUUGCCAAUGCUUACCUCCUCAAUGUUUAAGGCAUCAUUUCCAGAAAGAAAUCCUGUUCAAAAUGUUGCCUGUGAGCAAGCUCUCCGGGGCGCCCUGGCGAUGGGGCGUGAAAAGGAAAGAGAACCUGCUACUACGUCUCUGGAAUUUGAAUGUUGAGAAAGUCAAUGUGGAGUGCUGUUGAUUAGUGGAGAUGACAUUAGUAAUGAUGUCAUUACCCUUGGCACAUUUCAAAUUAUGUUUUUUUUUACAUUUGCACUCAUUUCCACUUUACACUUAUUGGCCGAAAUCUGACAGCUCAGUCAACAGGGAGCCACUGGGGAAUUCAAAUUUCAGAGACAUAGUUGCAAGCUCUCCUACCAUUUCCUGCCCUGCUGACAGUGGGGCCCGGAGAGCUAGCUUGCAUGAUAUAAUUAAUAGUUUUUAUUGUGUUAAAUCUUCUAGUUUGGUCAAACCAACAUUGAAAAUAAGUUUUGCUGCUUGGUUGAUUGCAAGUGAAUCAUCCAGAUGGCCCAUAAAGAAGGUAAUGCAGAUUUAUCCAAAGAAUCCAAGCAUCCCUCUGAAUUUCAGACUCAUGUUCAACAUUUAACAGAGGAAAAAUCUGGACUUUGUUGUCAACUACUAUCUGGAAGCAACUACAAAGAAAUAAAAGAACUGUUUGCACUAGCUUGGCCAACAGUGUUCUCUUACUUCUUCUAUCACAUGGUUAAUAUGAUUAGCUUGUUUUUUGCCGGACGUGUUGGUGAAGUCGAAUUAGCUGCAGCAACUUUAGGUUUAUCUUUUAUCGGUGUGACAGGACCUUCACUUUUUAUUGGUUUAAGUUCUGCAGUGGAGACACUUUGUUCUCAAGCAUUUGGAGCAAAGAAUUAUCACUUUGUUGGUGUAGUGCUGCAAAGAGGAGUUUGGAUUUUAGGAUUAACUUGUAUCUUAGCCUGGUCACUAUGGGUUAAUACUGAGUUGCUUUUGUUGCUGAUUCAACAAGAAGAGACUAUUGCAAGGUUAGUUUGUACUCAGGUAACACUUACCAUGUUAUGUGAUGGAAUCCCUGUUUAAUUAACAGACAAAGAAGCCUUGACUGUGCCCUGUAUUCUGUUGUAACGCACAGAGGAAGUGACUAGAACAUGAAAGUACUGUAGGGGGAGACACAAGACGUUAUUUGAGUAUUUCUCCCUACUUCUUGAGUGCUCUAGCCACAUCCAGUGAGUGUUUACAACAGAAUGGAUAGCUUGCAAGCAAGAUCUCCUCGGGUUCCCUGGGGUAAGGGUUAAAAGGGAAAGGAAAGCUUGCACUCACAUCUCAUAAAUUUGAAUAUCUGCAUCCCAGAAUGGGACAUGAUAUUUAAUCAGGCGACGAUGUAAUGCUCCCCUGGGAGAGCUUGGUUGCAGGCUAUUAGGCUUAAUUAAGACACCUUAAUUUUCUUCAUUAAAGUGAAACCUUUGGCAAACAAACUGUGGCAAUAACAAAACAGUUUAAAGACUGUUAAGCUUAUUCAAAGCUAUUACCAAGGGAGGAACUACGCGCUCCAGUCAAAAGCCUCACACUAUCUUUAGAAAAACACUAAGCUGGAGUUUACUGAGUCACAAUUCAAUUCUCCAUAGUAAGUUUAUGUAGCUUCAGUUUAAGCUGCAUUUCACUCUUAUAAUUUUGGAUCUGUAAGUCACUAUCCGUGAUAAUUUAACACUCUGCAAAGAAAACCGACAAGCUGGGCCCAGCGUGAUACAGCAUUGCAGAAAAACAUUACACUCACGGACUAAAGAAAAUCGCUUAGAUCAGAUCCAGAAGGCACUUUGGAGAAAAUUGGAACCCUUAUUCAGCCGUAAUAAAAAAAGCUUUAUGCUUCAAAAGAGGUCAAAGAAUAUGCGCUUGCAUCACAGGGCAAAUCCUGCCGACCAGAAAACAAUAACUACAGUCAAUCGAUAUAUAUGUCAUGACCUCUCAGUGUGAAACAUGCGGCUAAAACCACAUUUGCUCAGUAAAAUGCAGAACCUUCCAGAGCAUAAUCUACCCAGCAGAUAAAAACAACUUCAUUGGAAUAAGCAGCAUUUUGGCAUGAGGUAAAAGUCGUGUAGGCCUACCACCCCCUUUUAUUGCUACAAGAGCAGAUCAUCAAGAGUAAAGGUUAUGAGAAUUACUAAAUUGAUUACCAAGGGGAGAAUGCUUUGAUCUUAAACCAAAUUCUCUCAACUAUUCUUCAAAGAAAUGUAUGGAGAUCAGUCUGGAGAAUUUGUAUUUGGAUAUUAGGGCUUAAAGGGUUAACAGGAAUAAAAGGAUGUGUAAAAAGUACACAACAGAUAUUGUUAUAUUCCUAGAAUUUCACUCUACUAAACAGGGACUGUCAUUGGUUGAUUCUUGGUCACGUGGCCUUGACUAAAAUCAAAUGUAUCCCGAUCGUGAUACAUUAAACAAUGUAUCCCCGCUCGGGAUACAUUGCAGCACGUGAUCAAAGCAUGGUGGAAAGUGGCGUGACAGAAGGCGGGAAAAACACCGCCAGGUCCUGCCGGUUUUCUUUUUCGUGAUUGAACACAACAACACAAUCACGAAGCCUCAAGCUAAAAGCAACGAUUUUUAAAGUUAUCCCAGAAGUUCCCAGAAGAAAAACAGCAGCUAGUGGAGGAAAAAGAUGCAGAUGAUAUAAGGAAAGUACUUUUGUUUGUAAAUCAUUCAUUCAGUGGUUUUGAGAAUUAAAUUUGUGUUGUUAUAAGUACCGAGUCGACUGUUUUGGUUCGUUUUCGUUCGCUCCGGUUAUUCUUUUGUUGCUGUUGAAGUGAAAGUUCUAGAAAUAUAACAAAACACUUAAUGUCAGAUCCCUCGGGAAACCAGUUAGUUUUGUUUUCCCUCGAGUCCUGAUGUUUCCCUCGACUUCGUCUCGGGAAACAUCAGGACCCUCGGGAAAACAAAACUAACUGUUUCCCUUGGGAUCUGACAUUAAGUGUAUAAUAAAGGAGAUCUGUAAUAAGUAAUGGAAACAGGACUGAGUGGAGUCUAAUUCAGUCGGUAAUCAUACAUGCAAGUGAUUAAACAGAAUUGCGUUCAUCCAAUUUCUUUGCACGAGUAACUGUAUGACUAUAGACCCAACUGGACUACAUAAGGUUCUGUUACCAAUUAAUCAUAACUAUAACAAAAUUUAAGAUGUGAUGUUGAGAUUUUAUUUGAACUUUUGUAUAAAGCACAGGAUCUUUAAAGAAUUUUGUUACUGUUAUGAUACCUUAUAUCAUGUACAGUAAUUUUAUAGUCGGAACAAUAUCAGUAACCUGCAUAUACAAACUAUACAACAUUCAUGUAAAGCAUUAACAAGAAAAGCAGCACAUACAACAAGGAAUCAUUUCGUUACUACCGUUUUAAUACAAUAAUCAGAGGAAGGAUACAAAAAUACAGACAAUCUUUUAUUUGCAACUGCCCCAUGUAUUUCAGAAUAGCUUAGGAGACUAAAAUUAAGGUACAUAUUUUUAAUAGAACUAUUCACUUUAACAUUGGACCUGUACGAAAGUUAUCACUUUAAAAUAAUUUGCAUAGAAGCAGCACCACUCAGCAGAAAAGCAUUUUGGCCGCCUAUCAUAACGAAACUUUGUACAUACUGCUUUGUAGUCACGACCUAACUUGCAUGCAUUCGAUUCGUGCAUUCAUUAAAGCUUAAAUCGAAGAAAGCAAGGAAAUUGUGUAGUGUAAUUAAAAUGACAAAAAAUAAAGCCGUUAAUACUCACUUUAACGUACUUUUUUUCUUCCAUUCGGCAGUGAGCUCGAUCUGCUUCCGCUUUAUUACAGUAAGAAAUAUUCGAUAAACGGAGACUGAGUUAACUUGUGAACUCAAGGCGAUGUAGGAAGCAGUUUGUUUUUUACUCGGACCUCAGUUCAGAUUUUAUGCUUGUCCCUCACAUGUCCGUUAAUUUAACCGGUGAAAAAUACAGCAUGAUGGCACACAAAGAUCUGAAAGAUCUAGAGCGAUCCGAACGUUCAGAAACCAAGAUGGCCGCACUCGGACGGGACGAUAAAAGACUGGAUCCUAGCACCCGUGUUUUGACGGUUUUGGAACCGGUUUUGGCGCGAAUUUCUGAACGCGGCUGCCAAACUCUCGAUCUUCAUACAAAGAAAGAGAUGACGUGUUUAGCUAAACAGAUCAGGGCCGAGUUGUUCAAAGCUGGGUUAAGAUGGUUAAGAUAACCCAGGGUUAGUGCGAAAUUUGAAUUAAGAUUUGAAAGCUUAAAAAGCAUUUCAGCUUUAAUUUUUUUUGUUUACAAGUUGAUGAUUGGAAGCUCUAAAAAUAGCACAGAAACUUAUCCGAGAAAAUGCUUUUGAACACAAGAAAAAGAAACCCGGGUUAAUUUUAACGCCGGGUUAAGCUUCUGCUUGGGUUAAGCGCUAAUCGUCCUUCGAACAACUCGGCCCAGUGCAGUGCAAGAACAGAGCAAGACUUAUUUUUCCGUAAAAGGAUUUGUAAUCCUUUUCUUCGAUGAAGUUUUCAUUUUAAUAACUGAAAGACUUGCUGGAAAGGUAAGUACUUUCCUUUCCUUUUGAUAAAUUAGGUUUUCCUUCCAUAUCUUUUUACCCUUUUGCAGAAAGAUGUUGAUAUUUGCGAGGUUAAUAUUCAGAAACGGUGAUUGGCGAACUACACUUUAGCUUCUUUUAAUUUGCCUCUUACAUGAGCUGCCCUCAUGGUAUUAAAACUUAAUCCUUAAACCCCUUUCCAGCUAAUUGUAACUUUUCUUUUCUUUUUUAGCUUUUUUAAAAUUUUUGCAGAACUAUAUAGCUACUUUUUUUCUGUCACCUGCCUGACUAUCAAAAUUACUUAACUAAUGAAGUUAAAUACUUUUUUUUUAUGAUCAGUACUAAAGACUUCUGUGAAAAUGUCUGUGCCUAGAUGGCCAAGCUGAACCCAGCCCUCAGUAUAUAGCAUUCAUUCCAGUUCAUCUGACAAAAAGUUUGUGGUUAUUUGAAGACUACAGAUGUGAGUAUCUCUACAUUUUUGCGAAGACCAUCAUCAAUCAGGAUCUGAUUGAUUUUGUCUAGUUUCAUAUGAGGCCUGAAGUAAUACAGUAACCUUAUCAGUCCAUGAAUCUUUAAUAUACCACAGAUAUCAGCCCUUGCAUGAUAUGUAAUAAAUAUUCUAUGGUGUGUUCAAUUACUUGUUUUUGUUUAGCUAAUUACUAUCUUUUGAGACACCAAGGUGACCACUAGCUGUGUUAAUAAAUCAAAGUUUGAUAAUGGAUGCCAAGUCGAUAAUAAAAAAUUAUUAAACCGUACACAAAGUAAUUGAGCACUGUCUUUUGGAUUGGAAUAUAGAAACAACAUUAAAAUGACCUUAAAGGCUUUUGUGAAGACAAUCCAAAAACACCUUUUGUAUAAUUUAUUAUAGCAUAAGUAGAAAAGAGAAUGGCCAUUUCUAUUAUUUGUUCAUUAUAAUGAAAUAAUUAUAUAAUUUAUACUCAACGUUUUUAAAAUGUACUCUUAUAUAGAAAUCACAAAUUCAGGUACAGAUCAAGGCUAAUCAUAUACAACAAGUAUAUACUUUGUGUAAUUUUUGUAUACAAUUAUUAUGUUGAUUUAGCAGAUUGCAGUCAAUGUUUUGUAUAUAAAUGUAUAUCACAUUGAAUCCAAAACAAUUGUGGUGCAAACAACAUACUUUUUGACUUGUAUACUUUUUGUAUAGAAUUCUGUUCCAAAUUAAUGUAGGCAACAUUGAUGCUAUACAAAAAGUAUAUAAAUGUAUACAAAAUGUAUAGAUCACAAAGCACACUCAGGCACUUCAUGUACUCUACAAAAAGUGCGCAAAAAUGUGUACUUUUUGUAUACACUUUAGUUCAAAAUGUGUACUACAAAAUGUAUACUUCAUAAAUGAACACAAAAAGUAUAUAAAUGUAUACAAAAUGUAUAGAUCACAAAGUGCGCUCAGGCAACUCAUGUACUAUACAAAAAGUGUACAAAAAUGUGUACUUUUUGUAUACACUUUAGUUCCAAAUGUUUUCUAUAAAAUGAAUACUUCAUAAAUGUAAACAAGGUAUACAAUGUGAUGUAUACUUCAAUGUUUGAAUUUGUAUACAUUUUGUGUGAUACAUUUUUUUUGCAUCAGACAAAUUCAGCUUGGCGACAAAAUUUAUCUAGUUCUUCUGGGCAUCUUCAUUUCAAAACACUUUCAGAAGAACAAUAUCCUGAAUUCAAGGUAUGCUACAAAGCUUACAAAAUAAAAUCUAGUUUUCUCAAUGCCAAGGGCUGAAGCAGACUUUAGUGGUGGUUUACCACUUUUUGAAUGUUCGUCUUUUGGUCUGGCCCCCUCAAAGACCUGCCUGCAAAAACAAGAACUCAACAAUUUUCUGGUGUUUCAUCUUCUCGCUGCAGCCAUACUUUCAGGGCUUUGUUCAAUCAUGCAAAAUUUAUCUGUCAUGUGCUUUAUGUACAUUUGACGCUCAUUUCUGCUCCGUGCUGAGUGGCCAAAACUGACAGCCCUGUCAAUGAGGGGAGGGAGCACUGUAUGUCACAUAGAAUUCCAAUUCCUGAGACGUGACUGCAAGCUCUCCUUCCUCUUCACCCUGCUGCUAUGAGAAUGCCUUGGGAGAGUUUGUUUGCAGGCUACAGAGUGGAACACAGUCAAGUCUUUAUUUGUUUCACACACAUGUUUCAUGACUAAGAAUUCCCUCAAUAAAUUCGCCACACAUGACUUUCUAAUAAUUAUUAUUUCCACAACAAACUAUAUUUUCAAAGUGAACGAGAGUGUCAUCAACAUGUUUUACACUCUCAUACACGUAAAGUACACUAAAUAAGCUGCAAUCAGAUUCCUUUUUAGAAUGGGCCAAAUGAUUUGAUUGGUUGUUUAAGACAAAAGCUAUCAAAGCAUUAAAAGCUAUCGUAAAGUGAAACGAGUGAAAAAUGCUGUGAAUUUGAAUGCGGCAGAAAAAAUAAAAAAUCAGUUUCUAACUUGGUAAAAUGUUCAGUUAAAUCUGCCCAAAUUGACGUGGCCCAUGAAAACCUGGAAAUUAUUAAGAAGACAAUUUGAAAACAUACUGUAUAAAUUAAUAUACAUAUUAUAUCAUAUAACUGGUGGCAGAUGAUGUGACAGCUUUUGCUGUGUGUUUUGUACUUUAAUAAAGCACGCUUUUUCAACCAAUCAGAGUGCACAUGAACUUUAAUUUAAUAUUUGUUUUAACUUUUAGGUUGACACAAGACUUUAUCCUCAUAUGUAUACCUGCUCUAAUAGUAAGUACAUUAACAACAAUUAUUGCAUUCGCAAAACUUCUAGUAUAACUAACUGUCGCACUUUUUUUAUAAUAAUAUUAUUAUUCAGGGUUGUCACUAAGGGCCGGGGGCCGGGGAUUUCCCCCGGCUACUCAGAGCAUGGCCCCCGGCUACUUUCGUCAUUAAAUUAAACCAAAAGAGCUCACCUUUGAAGCACACAAAGACUAUCCAUCAAACUAAAUGAAAGUUUCAUCUGCAGUAGGUUCAAGUAAUUUUGAAAUACUCGCGUGCAAAAACUAAGAAAUGUCGGAAAAAGACAUCUGCCUUAGAUUUGGUACUAGUACACACGCGCGAAAACUCUCCUUUCGCGAAAUGUCAGUAGGGAGUUUUAGCAACGACGACGGCGACGGCAACGAGAACGUCAAAAAAGCAAUUGGUUUAUUGAGCAAAACAACAAUUUUGCACGUGCAUCACGCUUUUUUGUACAUUUCUUUGCCGUUACUGCACGACUGCGACGUGAAAAUGCCUAGUUUCACGUUUUAUGGAGGACGUAAACAAUCGAAGACAAACUUUUCUUUCUCUUUCUAAACUUGAGUGCGGUCCCAAAGAAAUCAACUCCAGGGAAAUUGGCCUACAUUAGCUAUUUUCAGCGAACUGAAAUAAACGAGACAAAGUUGGAAAAAACGCCAGUUCAUUUUAAAAGCGACGUUUUCGCUGCCGUCACCUUUGUCGAUGCUAAAAGUCCCUAGUUGUGUCAGCUUUGUGUUGAACAUGUCGAAGAAGUGGCAAAGGAAUCUGCACUCUUUGUUCACUAUGAAAGACCUGAGCAGAUCUCUGUUGACAUCACAGAAGAAGUUGAGGCUUCAUCCGAGCGUUAAAUCUCCCUGAUGCUGAUGUUGAUGAUAAUGAGGAUUAUGAUGAAGGCUUUGAAGAUGAACACUAUGACUGAUUGCUAUGUUUAAUAAAUUGACGUUUAAGUGACCAGGUCUAUAUGUAGCUUUGUGAGGUAUCGAGUAUAUAGAGAAUACUUCAUGGAAAGUGCUGGCGUACGGUAAUUACGCACGAGUUGUUGACGUAUCAGAAAUCGAACGAGUGAGCGCAGCGAACGAGUAAGAUUGCUGAUACAAAAACAACGAGUGCGUAAAUACGUACAAAGCACUUUCCAUGUGGUAUUUUGUUUAUUAUAUACAUAAUGAGAAACUCAUCAUUUUGGCGGCCUUUUUAUUUUAAAUCUUUGAAAAAUGCUAAAAUUUGCCGCUACACACUUACCGCAAAAUGACAACGAAAACGAAGUAUCAGCUUUUUUAUUAAUUAGUAAAAACGUUUGUUAAAAACAUAAAUGACGGUAAGGAUAUGAGGUAAUCCAAGAACUAUAAGUAAUCUUAACUGUUUGUUCUCAAUGCACAAUUGAAAAUGAGUGAAAUUAAGUAAAAUGGCCGGUUUCAAUAUAAGCUUAAGCUUAAACGAACAGCAAAGUAGCUCCGACAAAAAGCACAACAAAAGCUUACGUCUCCUUCUGUUUUUCCCUUUCCGCUGUUGUUUCGCCGGUUCUCUAGCGUUUUCUUUAUCGACAGUGAAACAAACAAAACUAUUCCACUCCAUUUCCGAAAUGUUUUUCACUUUUUUUAGCGAGAAAAACUCUUCGAGUAAAACUUUUCUCGUUGAAUGUGUGCGAAGCGGCGCUGCCAGCUUUAAGAAAAGGUGGGAAUCUUGGCGCGAAACUCACACACUUCUGUGGCUUCUGAUUGGACGUAUCAUUUUUCUCACACGUGAAAAAAGAUCGUUCGCGAUUCUGAUGGGACGUAUCAUUUUUUUCACGUGUGAAAACCAUCGUUCGCUCCUCUGAUUGGCUAGAACUAAUUUGCGUACGAAAAUUUACGACAUAGCUUUUUGGUGAGUAUUUCUCAGUACGUAUAUAAUAAAUAAAACAACGCACGGUCAACGGGAAAUGUUAGAUCAUUGUCUGCAGGUCAUGAUCACAUCCUCUCAGUUCUACUUCCAAGAAGUUAUAUUUAAAAGGGAAGUUAAGCAUUAGCAUUACUUUGGCAUUCUUCUUCCUAAGUGUCGUUUCGACAUCUCAGCGUCGUUUAUAAAGUAUUAGCCCUCUCUUUUAAAUGCUUUUCCGUAUGUCAGUUUCUUCGUAUGUUAAGUGAUGUUUCGUUCCUAAAUUCGAGACCACUAAUGUUACCAGUUGUGCAGUUUAGUUUUGCCAUAUUUUAUCCCGCGAUUUUUCGUACGUUACGCUUGUUUUAGCGUUAUCAUACUUUUAUUUUUCAACAAACCAUAGUAACCUUGUGUUUGUGAUGCUUUUUCGUACAUUCAUCGUCCGCUUGUCGUCUUUCCGCUUGUCCGUGAGUUAAUUCAUUUGUAAUAUUAGUUAAACUUUUGUUUUCUGUGACUUGUUUCGUUCUUACGUAUAACUAAAUGAGGAUUUACAAUUGAUUUUAAAACGCAUGUUAAUUCAUUUGCACCAUGUAAGAAUCGAUUGUCCUUUCCACAUUUUUAACAUUUUUUAAGUAUCGUUGUGAUUUAACACUUCACUGGCCAGCAUGCGCCUUGUCUGCGUGAAGAUAAGACUGCGCGGAUAACGUGACCGGUGCCUACCUGUCAUCUAUUUCAGACCCGGUGCUUACAUGUAUACUCCCAUUUGGCGGCCACUAAAAAAACUCUCCAACGAGCCUUUACGUAAAGUAAAAACUUAUUAUUUUAGGGUCUCCGAAUGAUGUUGUUUUCUUUAAUAAAGACGUGAUCAUCAUAAAACCGCUAAUGAUAGCUGUACUCUUGAUGAAGAUUGCCUUUUUGGGGCGGUAAUGCGUUUUAGAGAACGGUAGAAGUUGCGCUGCAAAAACGUCUUGUAGGGGGGGAGGGGGGUCUCUAGGACUGGUAUUAAUAACAUUGUCAAAUUUGACCUUCUACACUGUAUGCUCUUUGUCAGCUUGACAGUCAGCUUUGGUUUCACAUCAAAGCUAAUUUAUUUUCAAAUAUGUCUUUGCCUUGUGAAAAGGUACCUCUUAGAAAUAUCAAAUGUAACUCCCUCAUAAAUUUGCACAACAGACUGUCAGUAGCACUUUAGUUUGCCUUUGCCUUAUAAACUUUGCGUACAAUGAAAAAAACCUUUUUUCAUUGUUUCUCAUAACGUUUAAGCCGUAAUAACGGUUUUUGUUUUGUUUUCUUUUAACAGGGAAAUUUUUUAUUCAUCUUGUUACAAAGAUAUCUUCAGACACAGGUGUGUUGAAAGCUAAGUACAUGUAUGUAAAGGGAAUUUUAAUCAUGUAUAUGUUACACUGGUCAAAUAUGAUUAAGCUAGAUUCUCAAUAUUUCUUUUACCUCCUAGUCCUAAUUCAUGAAUAAUUAGGGCUAGGAUACAAGGGAAGUUUAGAAACAACCUAACAAAAAAAUUGCAAACAUUAAAAUGCUGCCAAAUGCUUUGUCAAAACUGCUUCAAUGCUAGAAAACAGAAAACUACAAGCGUGAUACAUAGCACGCGUGCUUGACCUAUAUAAGUCCUAUUGAGCCGCUAUGAACAAAAAUCUUUAUACGCACACCUGUGUGUAAAUAAAGAUGUUUUUCGUGAUGACGUAUUCAUCUGUGUUUUUCGUCUCUUUUCCUAAGUACCCAAAAAUCGACGGCAGUGAUGAAAAACUUUCUAGAUUUUUUUGGAAUUUAGCUUCUUUUUAGCCACUCAAACUAACAGCAAAAGCGGUGAAGAUGUUUCGCAAAAAAAGCUUAAUAGAGCCUGAAUGAUUCGUUAAAGACUGACAUUUAAGAGGAAAAAAGACCACAAAUUGGUCUGUGUGGGAAAAUAUCUAAUUUGUUUAAAGUGUCCUCCGUUUUUAACGUUUGUUUAUCCUUUACAAAACAAGUUAAUUAUAAAGUAAUCUCAAUGGUGAAAAAUUAUGCACUUUUGUUAUCGCCGAACAAUUCGACUGAAGCAGGAAACUUUAUCUUGCAAUAACAAGACAAAUUGCACAAGAAGACAUCAAUUUAUUACUCACAAAAACAACUGCAGCUGCCAGGUCUUCUCAAGAAGCUGUAAUGAUCAGCCAUUGUUCGUAAAUGAAUAUAAGUUUAAAGUAGGAUGACAGUCGUCUUUCCUAAAAAACAAGUUUUCUGGAUUUUACCGAGAAAAACAUAAACAUCGUUUCAGCAAAUCCAAACCAUACUCCAUGACUUCUUAAGAACAUGUGAGUAUUUUAACUUUAGGUGAACUUUAAGACCCUUUACCUUUGUUUUUGCUUCGUUUUCAUUGAUCGUUAACGAAUAAAUAAGCGAAUUUUCUUUCUCAGUUUUACAGAAAGAAUUUUCAUUCAAACCAGACGAUUGUGGCGUGUUCGUAAUCGGCCUAUAGAAGCGUUUGUUAUUGUGUCGCGCGUUACGAGAAUUUUGCAGUUUAUCAAAAAGCAAACAUUUUUGUCAGCUAUGUUAUAAAAGAAUUUACUCAUGCUUUUACCUGUGUGUAUAUCAAGUUAUGGAUGCACUUGGGAAGUACGGAGAGCACUCAAGAAGCUAGAGUUGCUCUCGGCUGCACCUCUAGUAAUUCUUACGCCCCUUUUGUGCUCUCCAAACUUCCCGCGUGCAUCCAUAACUCUAGAUACCCACACUAAGCAUUAACAAAUUCUAAAUUAACCUGAAUUUAAUUUUGACCUGUAACAUAUAUAAGCAGGCCACUGCUGCACCUCAUUAAAACAGCCACAUUCUAAUGCUCCCUGUAAAGGCUGAAUUAAAGGAGAUCUACUGAAAUUGCUAUUUUUGCUUAUAGGGUAUUGUGAAACCUAUACUUUAUGUGUGUGUAAUUGCUAAUGGGAUACAAAUUGGUCUCAAUGUUCUGAUGGCAAUGGUGCUAAAGCUAGGAUUCCGGUAAGUUACAUAUUCACCAGGAACCUGUAAAUACCUUUUUGUAUCUGGGGGGGUGGGGCAGGUGGGGUGCCUUAUAUUCACUAGGUAGGAAAUUAGGGAAAGCUUUUCAAAACAAGCUAUAAACGUAGCAGUGCUUAUCAAAAUACUUUUUGAAUUUACUCGCAUUUUUAAGCAUUUCAGGAUGUCAUAAAAAAUCGAAUUCGUUUCAAUACAAUUAAGCCAGAGGAGGCUAAUAUCCACUGAGGGGGGCUCUUGUCCCAACGGAAACGCUUGCUACGCAGACUACAAAUUUAGUUUUUGGGACGUCAUCACCGACUUCUCUUUACUUUUGUUGCCCCAGUGUAGGUGCUUUUAACGGGGUUCAACUGUACCACUUUGAGGAUAAACCCAACCUAAACCACUCAGGUGAAAGCUUGGUCUAUUAUGUGGGUAGCCGUAAAUAAUUAACAAUUAAUGAAUGAGGCUGAGUAUCUUAAAUAACACCCUCGGAGAUCUCCAUAAUUCUUCAUAUGAUACGAAAGCCGAAUUCAAUGAUUGUUUUAUUAUUCAGUCAAAAUAAUUCCUAGUUUAAAAACAUGGCUAAAACAUGCUUACCUCCAUCGAUCCAUCAAUGUUAAGUUCAUCUUCGAUAGUGCACGUUUAGGUUUGUCCAGCUCCGCAAAUAUUCUCCAAAUAACAGAUUUCGCCCUUCGAGUUGUCUUCUUGCUGUUCUUGCCAUGUUUUUAGUUAUUUUUUCGCCUAGUUCUUACUCUUGAAACGAGUGAAAUGUCCACCAUUUUUCAAGUUCACAACCAAAACAACUCAACCUUGUCCCCAGGUCUUCUCGGUUAACGGUGCCUUAACCCGUACGAACGCUGCAUUUUUGAGCUCAUUUUCUCGUUAAACACAAAAGUCCUUCAAAUUUGGUCAUCAGAAACUGGUUAUGGUGAAUUAUGCGUGUGCUUUUAGCCAAUCAGAAUCGGGGAAAUAUUUUGAAUGAAUAAUAAUAGGAUUUAAUGCUUCCACUGUGAUGCAUUCUGAUUCUAGUCAAUCACUCAGACAUGUGAAUCUUCUUUUAAUUUGACAGGGGAGUGGCCAUUAGCUGGGCUCUGACUGUAUGCAUCUUAACAAGUUUGCUGUUUGCUUACAUGAAGCUCUUUAAGCUCCAUAUAAAGACUUGGCCAGGUGAAUUUGAUAUCAUGCAGUCCUAGUUACUCAAAAGUUUUGACUUGUUUACCAAUUAAAUAAUGAUUUGUCCAGUGCUUUUAAUGUACAAUCUGUGGCUCUAGUACAUUAUAGAAGAUAUAUUGUGUAGCCGUUCAGUGAUACAAAAUUUCUCUUUGUGAUGAAAAAUAUUUCACAGUUCAGCACUGUGAACAACUGAGUGACAAUUAAAACAAGAGAACAUUCUUAUCUCCAAGUGGCCGCGCAGUGUGUUCUAUAUAAUAAUAUGUUUGUGUUACAUAUUAUUAUUGCCAUUGCAUUGUUUCCUUAGACAAGAAACUUUGCUCCAUUUUUUCUCUUUUUAUCCUUGUUUAUGAAUGGGUACUGCAUGGCAACAAACCCCCUAGGCGAACCCUGUGAUAGACUAUAACAGGCGUACAGAAUGAUACUCGCGGAAAAGUUUUGGUCUGAUCUUAAAAUCUCGGAAGCGUUUUUGAUGGGUCUCUUUUUUGGGUGAUUUUUGCUACUCAGUCUCGAAUUUUUUUGCCGACAGGUCUCGGAGUCUCGGAUUUGUCUUUUUAUCCUAAUUCCGUUUGGUCUUCAGGAGUCGAAUUUUUCAGAGUUCAUGGGUACAGCUUAUAAAAUGAAUUGAACUAGUAGAUUAAUACAGUAAAACAAGACAAAGCAGUAUACUUGUGCAUGGGCUUCCGGUGCGCUUCCACUGGUGCUUUCGGUCAUUUUUUUAGCUUUAUUUGCACCCUUAUCUCAUGUUUUUUUGACGCUUAGUCUCGGCUUUGAUAUUUUAGAAGUAAUGUCUUGAGCUCGCUUUUGAUAAAUGCUUGAGUCUCAGUCUCGAAUUUUGCAACCAGGGUCAGGUCUCGCAAAGUCUCAAGUUUACCAGUAUACCCCUGGUGAGCAUGCUACUAAAAGCUACAAAAACCAGGGAUAACUUGCUCAGCCUUGUCACCCCCAUUAACCAAUUGUGCACUUUUGCUUGCUUUAUUAUAGUUAGUGCAUUCAUCAAGUUAAUAAUUAACUUGCUGCAGACUUUUUUAUGAUUGUAUAUCUAUUAAAAGAACCUCGAUUGUUGGUCUUGUACCAUUCAGGUUGGACAACUGAAAGCUUGUUGAACUGGUCACAGUUUUUUAAACUUGCUGUCUCCGGGAUGUUCAUGACCUGUGUUGAGAUUUGGAGCUUUCAAAGUGGAGCAUUUUUGACAGGUAAUUGGGGUGCCACAGGCAGCCCAUUAAUGCGAUAUAUGCCUUCUUGUUCAUGCGUUACUUACACUUUUUGUGUAGUUUCAGAAUAUUUGCUAACCUGGUUUUCAAAAAUCUAGAUAGAAAUGUAAAUUGAGAAAGAUAUAGUGAUCGACAUUAUUUGAACAUGGGAGAAGACAACGGGUACAGCACCGUAGGUGACAGGAUUUGAACCAUAGAUCUUCCAAACACUGGGCGGAGCUCUUUCGAACCUAGCUGUGGAAAAAUGUCAUAUAUGAGGUUCAUAAGCGACAUGUUUCAAGUGACUCUAAGGAUCAUGCAGCAAUGUUGGAGGCGUACCCUAUGGUGAUAAUUAAAAAUAGGUGAUAUGCUUUAAGCUUGGUAGUGAAUGAGAGAUUACAUGUAACUGUAAGUGUCUGUAGUUUUUUUUUUUUUGUAUUAACUAGUGCUCUCGUUGUUUUCUUUCUAAGGGACCCUUGGUGAAGUGCAGUUGGCAUCGUUUGGAAUUCUUUUUAGUUGGGCAGCCUUUGUAUUUAUGGUAAGGGUAACUUUUUAAAAUCUUACUCUUUUUCAUGGAUCUAAAUAUCUAUCGCCACUCUAUCCAGUAAGGGGUCUUUCGAUCCCUCUUUCUGGGCCCAGUUGUUCAACAGUUGCGGGAUAUCGCAAGGGUUUCCUUAAUACUUAUCCACUGGAUAGUUAUUUUUGUUAUAUAUUAAUGACAUCCGUAAAUCUUCCAAGGAAUUUACUUUUUAUCUAUUCGCAGAUGAUACAAGUCUAACCUAUGCAAAUGACAACUUAACUUACUCUUGAAAUAACUGUGAACAAUGAGCUUGAGAAAGUAAGUGAAUGGCUUAGCUAACAAACUAACGCUCAACGUUCAAAAAGUCUAAUUAUGUCAUUUUUCGUCCGCGCCAAAAAAGAAUACCUUUCAUUCCUCAAAUUAACAUUUUUAAUCCAACUUUAAAUGCUCGAGUAAUUGUAGAGAUGAAGGACUUUGUUAAAUAUUUGGGUAUAAUGAUUGAUUCUGAACUAUCGUGGAAGCAUCAUAUUGACUUUAUCUGUCACAAAAUUAGUAGUAGAUCGGUUAGAAUAAUUGUUAAAAUGAGGCAUUACAUUCCGUGGCAUCUUCUUUUGAAUUUAUAUCAUGCACUUAUUGCUCCUUAUUUAAAUUAUGGUAUCUGUGCAUGGGGCAAGAAUCCACAGACCUACCUCAAUAAGAUACUUGUUGCUAUUUGCAGGACAUAAAAUUGUAAACUUUAUGAUUCUUUAAAUAAAUACAUUGUCGUUGUUGUUGUCCUCUCUGGCACUGAAUUGAAAUCUGAGUGUGUCUAUUGUAGAUACCACUGGGAUUGAGUGUUGCUGCUGGGGUUCGUGUUGGAAAUUUCCUUGGUGCUGGUAACCCAAAGGCAGUAAAAAAGACGAUCAAGGUGGCUCUGGGAUUAAUAGGUAAACGCGUUUAAUACAACUGGGUUUAAAAUAUUAGACUACAAGAAGUCCCCUCAUUUACCUCAGGGAUAGUAAAGCGAGCGAAAUACGCGAGUGCGGGUGGAAAUCGCCAUCUGCGAGGAAGGUGAAACGUGAGGGGAAGAGAGAUAAUUUUCUUUCCUUCCUCCACGUCUGGUCUGUCCUCGCGCGCCGCGAUUUUCACUCGCACUCGCGUAUAUUGUUCACUCAUCAUCCCUGAGGUAAACGAGGGACUGAAGCUAACUAUAUAUACGCUUUUCCUGUUCUUUGCUUAUUUCUCUGUUUUCUUUGUUUCCGCCUCUAGUUUAUUAAAGCGAGCUAUUAACGCGUUUUGGUCAAUAAAAGAGGCUACUCGGAAGAACAGUCCGGAAUAUCCCUAAAUUUAAGGACAGGGCCAACUGGUCACGCGACACUUUUCAACCAAUGAGAGGGCGCGCUUGUGUUUAUCAACAAACAAAUCAAAACAUCGCCCCAGUGAUCAAAAAUUUUCAAAACAACGGACGGAGUCGGACAGAAUUAAAGAUGAGCUUACAGUACUCGUCUAGGUUUCACAUUUAAUAUUUCAAAGAAAACAUUUCAUGUAAGAGAAUAAGAGCAUUAAUCAUUGCAAGGAACGAAUCAUUGGGGUGUUCCAACUGAUUCCGGACCGAUCGCGGAGGUCGUGGCUUCACUGGCAUGGCUUGCAAGAUUUUUGAUAGAAGCAAACUAGUCCCGUGAAAAAUAGCCUCAGAGAGAGCGUGAAAAUUUGUUGAGAUCGUACAAAACAGGAUUGGUAGUACCUAUUAACUUCUACAGGACAAGAAUCAAAGAAUCAGUCAUUAUAACAAGAAUAGAAAGUAGUUCAAAUUUAUUAAUUUUUCUUGUUUGUGUUUUGUGUUGUUUCGUGUUGACUUCACGCGUCUGGUGCUUUCUUUGCUUGCUGUAGUACCUGCAAUGUUUUAAUUUUAUCCCAGAUAAUCAGUGCAUGUUCAAUGAGUAGCGAAAUACAUCAUUUACAAUUGAGAUUUGCCUUGUUUCUUUUAUUGUUUUUUAACGGUGGAUGAACAUUUGGAGAAUGCAAUUCAACAUUAAAUCUUUCCAGAUUAGUGAAUUUCAGAAACAAAGCGGUUAGUAUCUACGUUGCGCUUAUGAUCUUCAAAUUUCAUCCCCGCAAAUUCGGCAAAGUGAGGCGAAAUGUUGGACGUUAAUAUCCAUAAGACUAUUAAAGUUGUUUUGGCCUUGAAAAGAAAAAAGGCAAAGGCUCGUACUAAUGCGAAAAAAAGUAAUAACACGGCUCUGUGAGAAACCCGGGAGUGGAAAACGUACGUGUUUUGGACCUCGGAAUUCAAAAAUUGUCUACCAGAAUUCUAGGUUGUCUACCAUCCCCACAUUCAACGUGAUAAAAGUUAAUCGAUAGGACAAUCGAGGAAAAAUAUCUAGAACUUCGUAAAAAAUCUGUGAAUCGAAAAAAUAAUAGACACUUGUUCACCUACCUUGAAAACCGACCAAACUCUCGCCUAGGCAUCGCGUUGUUUAAAGGAUAAAAGAAGAAAUAAGCCACAAAAUGUGCUGAAUAUUUUUAAACUUCCAAUAUGGCUUCCGAUACACUGUCCACUUAAAAAAAUUGUGUAUGCCUCAUGAAAAGUGUUUAAAAUAUCCCUGAGGGCCUCGAAACGAUGACUGAUUCUGUCUGCCUCCGUCCGUUGUUUUGAAAAUUUUUGAUCCGCUGGGGCGAUGUUUUGAUUUGUUUGUUGAUAAACACAAGCGCGCAUUCUCAUUGGUUGAAAAGUGUCGCGUGACCAGUUGGCCCUGUCCUUAAAUUUAGGGAUAUUCCGGACUGAAGAAGAAAAUUCAAGUUUUACCAAUAUUAGUCGAACCUAUGACCUUCUGGCCACAGUUAUUCAAUCAAGGGAUAGCGUUAUCCACUGGAUUAGUCACUAUUCAGCGGAUAAGUAUUAGCAAGAAACCAAUUGCGUUAUCCGCCUGAUAGUGACUUCUCUGGGCCGAGUUGUUCAAAGCUGGGUUAAGAUAACCCAGGGUUAGUGCGAGAGUUGAAUUCAGAUUUGAAAGCUUAAAAAGCAUUUCAGUUUUAAUUCUUUUUGUCUACAAGUUGAUGAUUGGAAGCUCUAAAAAUAGCACAGAAAAUUAUCCGAGAAAAUGCUUUUGAACACAAGAAAAAAAAACCCGGCUUUUGGUUAAGCGCUAGUCGGCCUUCGAACAACUAGACCCUGGUGAAUAGUGCUAUUCAACUGUUGAACAACUGGGUUCCGGUUAGUAUAGUCUUGAUGCUCCACACCUGGAACCUGAACACAGACACAAUCGAUAGUUACAGUAGGCUCAAUCUCCAGCCUUUGGUGUCUCCAUGUGCCCUUGGGGAGUACCGAAUCCGCAUCGAGACACCAAGGCUGAAGACUGUGCCUAUGGUUGUAAGAGCUAUGGCUAUUUAACUAGGUUCAUGUACGUGGGACGUACUCACUACCUUACUGCUGAACAACGUUCCUUUGAAUUUCCAUACGUAUUCAUUAAUUUUUGCUUUGAUCUGACAGUUUCUGUAGAACUUAUUAUACUUACAGUCUUUCUUGGACUUGGAGAUAUAAGUGGUCGUGUCUUCACCAGCAGUAGGUUUGUAAAUACCAUAUACGCGUUUAUUAUCUAUCUGCAUUUUAGUUAUCAAACAGGAAACGCAGGAAAUGAGUGCAAAUUUCCGACGACAUUUUGUACAGUUGGUUAUUUGUAUACAGUAAGAGCAAACCUGUUUUACAGGUCGCCGAGCUCAUCAGAUUUAAAAUCUCCGGUCCCAACAAAAAUCAAAAUUGGUUGUUUUUUCUAGCAUUUACCGCGAGGAGUUUAUACUACCGGGUAUUUUCCCAACUUUUACCUUGCAUUUGAAAACUGGUUUGCCAGUCGCACACUAAGAAAGUGCUGUACGGUAAGAGAAACGAAAUGGGUUGACUCCUGCUCAAAUUGAGGACUUCAUCAAGUAAGAGUAAACUGUAAACAAAAAUGGUUCAGCAAGUAAGAAAAGCGAAAAAAUUUUAUCUGACUUGAAUGCCGUCUGAACAAGAUGAUGUUCCUUUAUUGGCGAGGCACGUGUACCAUUGAGGUAGUUUUUGUAAGCUUUUUUAAAGGCUUUUUUUAAAAUAAGCUCAAUGUAAUCAAGACGUCCGCGCGCGAGUUUGACCAAACAGUUGUUAUGCUCGAGUUCUUUAGCGAAGGUUUUGGCCGCCAUUACAAGCUGCAGAGAACUAUCAGAAUUAUUUGGUAGAUGUGUUUGUGUUACUAGGAAAAAACCAGUCAGACCAGAUGAGAGAGAAAUGCGUAGCAAGUGCCAGUUACAAUAAUUAGUAUGUAUUUUGGUUGUGUGGCUUGAAUCAUCAAUUUCAUUGGUUAUUAAACGCUGAAAAUUCCUGAUAGAAUAGGCGACCAUUCAUUUUGUUUUUUACCUCUGUCCGCGUCUUACAAAAGUGUGUGUUUUUUUAAAAAUUUUAUACGGAGACAUUUUCAUUUCUUUCAGUGAUGUUUUAGUUGUGUACAAGAGGAACAUUCUUAUCGUUUCAGUCAUGUUUUUCUUUGAUGGAAUUCAGGUACAUGUGACUGUCUGCUUACUUUGAACUGACCAAUGUAAGGCUUUGGGUAAUAAGUUUACAGAGUUGAUUAGCAACUGAUUUCUGUGCCACUGUUACUAACAGUACAUUGGGCUGAUAUCCAUUUAACCAUUUAAGGGGAGAAUAGUCCAUUUUGCAUAGUUUUCCAGACACUCGCUGUAAAGCUUAAUGCUAGCCUAUUUAAGAAGAAAUUUCGAUUCAUUUUUAGCUCCUACAGCUUGCUGACAUAAAUUCAUGUUGGAACUUUGGGAGAAAAAUAAAUUUUGGGAAAUUUCACCGGGGGUACCCAACGAGAAUAUAGUUCAAAACCACUUAAACAUAGCAUUGUUGAACGUAUUUUAGUAUUUAAACGGUAGAUAUAGGCAUAUUUUUAUCUCCUAAAAUUUUUCAUCUGUUCAGAUUUCCUAGCUGAAAAUCUAGUGAUCCGAAAAUUAGCUAAAAUUAUAGGGAUCAAAACUUACCUUUUCGAAAAUUUCAGCCAGAAAAAAAGCUCCCGAAAACUCUUGGUUACCUUUUUAGGGUAAAAAUCGGUUAGAAAUGGACAAUUAUACCAUAUAUGUUAGAAAAUCCUAGGAGAGGCAGGCAAGCAAGAAAUGUCACAAAAAAUGUUCCGAAAAUUCUAUAUCUCAAAUCGUCUUCCGAACAGAUAUUUUCCAAAAUUGACGUUGGGUGCCCCUGAUGUCACUGUGGUUGCAGAAAAUCUGCAUGCCCACAUUGCCUCAAGAACUUUUCUCCACCAUUGUAACUUAAUGGACUGAUUUUAUAGGACAAGUUUGAGUAAGAGUUUGUAUUAACGAUAUGCAUUUGCACAUGUUUGCAUUGGUGACCUUUAUUUCAGGGUGUCUGUAGUGGCAUUGUACGAGGGGCUGGCCGACAGAGGAUAGGAGUACUGAUCAAUUUUCUAUCAUUUUUCGUGGCUCUUUCCGUUGGGAUCACUUUAAUGUUUUUUGUCUUCCAUGAAAGCGCAGGUAAAAAAGACAUGUUCAUGGAAUAAACUCGUUGAGUACGGAAACAGAAGCUCUUGACUUCUGAUGGGAUUUAUUAUAACUACUGAGGAAUUUUGAUUAAAGCGUAAAUCUAACCAAAACGACAAAGCGAUGAUACAAAACGGAAAAAAAUAAAUUUUGAUUCUAUGUGAUUGAUGUACGUAAUAGUAAAAUUGUUGUUUUGGACCUCAAAAAGGGCAGUGCUUCCGUAUAAAAUGAACAAAAGUAUUUUUCGCUCCAUGUAAGGGAAUCCAAGGCAGUCUUGGAUUCCAGAAUCCAAGCUGUCGAUUCCGGAUUCCAGGAACUGCAUUCCAGUCUUUGUUAGUGGAAUUUGGAUUCCGGUUUCCUUGAGCUUUAUUCUGGGUUCUAAAGCGCAAGAUUCCUGAUUCCACCAGCAAUAAUUUCCCAGAUUCCGGAAUCCAUAUUCCCUUACUUGGGGUGAGUAUUUUAGUCAAAUUCCUGUCCUUGUUGUUGGGGGUCCGGUCGCCGUUCAUAUUAACGGAAUGUCCGCAAUAGCGAGCUGUCAGUAGGGUGGGAGUUGACUAUUACUUAUUUAUUUAUUAUUAUUAUUAUUAUUAUUAUUAUUAGUAUUAGUAUUAUUAUUAUCUCUUUUAUCACAGUCUUUGCUGAUGUUCUUUUUGUGCAUCAGCCGGGUGCAAACCAUGCACCUAGAGCGUCAGUCACUCAAGUCAAUCAUUCUGUUCAUACACUGAGCACCUUUCUGAGGAUUCGCGCAGAUCCCAGCAUGCAGAUCUUUUGAAUCUCUGUCAUAGUAGCUCUCUCUGAUACGUUCUUGAUGUUUUCUACCAUUAUUAUUAUUAUUAUUAUUAUUGUUAAAGAAUUAGGAAUUUAGGAAUACGAGAUUUUAAAUUCUUUUUAACUUGUUUUCUUUUUUAAUAUCAGAGACGGAUUGGUAAUGACUUACUUUAAAACUCUAGACUGCCUGCAAGAGUUAUUGACCGCAUCUGAGCCGCAAGAAAUGUAUUUGUGAAAUCGUUAUUGACACAGUGAUUGCUAUUUUUAUUAUUUAUACUAUUCUUAAUGUUAUAUAGUGCUUAAUUCUUACUCCAAAUAUUUCUGUAAAUUAUUUACAUAAGUUGAAUAAAAUUGUUACUUAUCCUUAAAAAAAAAAUCAUUAUUAUUGUUAUUAUUAUCAUUAUCAUUAUCAUUAUUAUUGUAUUUUGCAUUUUUUCUUGUUGUGUUAAAGGUCUGUGGAUUGGUAUUUCGACUGGAGUGUUUCUUCAGGUAGGCAUGCCUCAUGACGACUCCCAUUUCACUUCCGUAAAGUUUAGUAAGUGUAAGCAGCUUUUCCCGGCCUAUUGCUGCUUUCGAGGUAGACUUGCUACAAGUCGACAUACGAGUUUCUUAAAGGUGAUGUAACACGAGACGAUUCGCAACAUUGUUGCGACAUUGCUUCGAAUGGUCACAACAUUGUUCCAGCACUGCAACGUUGUGUUGCACUAAAAAUCGUCAUGGGAAUCGUCUCGUGUAACAUCACCUUAACGAGCGGAGCGAGCUGUAGGCCGCGAAACGGCCAAGCGAGGGACUAAGUCGCGAGAGGUCGACCUUCGUCUCGCGCCAUAUUAAUUCGGACGAAGGACUUUGUGAAAGUCCACUUUCAAGUGAUCGUUCCUUUUUGGGUGUCCAGCUGAAAUGUGUAACGUAUUGUGUGUAAAGGCUUGAAAACACACUCAGUGAGCGAUGCCUCAAGGACAGACGUCCAGUCGACAAAACUAACAUGUCCAAACCUACGACUGUUUCCAUGCAGUUUAUUUCACUAGAGAAAAUUCAUUCCUCACACGACUUAGUCCGUAAGGCGAGAGAGUCACAUUUGAUAGAUAAGGCUUUUGACUCUUGAACCUAAUGGCCUAAACCCCCGUGACGAAUUGUAUCUAUAUCCUUGCAAUUUUCUCUCCCUUUUAAACAAUUUCUGUUGCGACGUUCUCCAUCUAAAAAAUAUACUGAGUAAUAGUUCUAUCAUAGCUUCACCAACAUCUGUAAACCUGAACAGCCUGAAGAAGGCUGGUGUGGCAAGCCGAAAUAUUGUUUUCAAAAAAAGCAAUCAUCACGUUGCUACAUGCAUAUCAGCUUUGCAGUAGGCUUUAGACUUGUGGUUUUUUUGCUUUUCAUAUUUUAGCCGAUUAGAUCUCUUUUCUAGAGAUCCAACGUUGACAACCAGCAGGAUCGUCGUCCACGGUUUUUGCUAGUAAUUUCUUUAAUGUUGUCAGAAAGAUUGUUAGCAGUAUGAUCAAAAAUAGAAGUUUGGAAUGCAUGGCAUAGCUCCUUUACUUGUGUACUUGUGCUUAAACUACUGACAAGAUUUUAUCUCAUCUUUCCCUGGUUCAUUUCAGGCUUGUUUAUAUUUAUUUCUUCUGUGGAGAACAGAUUGGGACAAACAAGCUAAAUUAGUAAGUGAUGCCUUUUUGCAGGGUAUUGAGAAGUCUUAAGCCCAACAUCCGUCCUCUAAUAUUUAACAGUUUUGUAACUUCUUCUUGAGUCUUAACUCAGAAGAUUCUGGAGAUAGAGAACCAAACUAUAAUUUGUAGCUGUAGUGUAAAAGGAAAUCACAUUUAGGACCUGUGUACAUGGAGGUGGUUGACCCCAGGUUCGUGAGGAAACCUUCGCAGACGGGAUAAAAAAAUCACCCGGGUUUACAUUCAGUCUUACAACCCCGCCAUCUGAGGUGCACUUUCUGAAGAUUGUACUGUUGAAUGGUCGCUAAGCUCGUAAAAAAUGGUAGCGGGCAAACCACGUGUUUUGGCGGUUAAUGCUCUUCUACUCUCACCUGUUGCUCUUGCUGCAAUCUCUCAGUGCUGUCGCUUUCUAUUGUAUUUUAAUGAAAUGCAAAACCUCCGCAAAAGGCAGUUAACAAAACAUGUUAACUCGUAUCCGUCCUCUGCUACCCCACUUGAAGCGUUUACCUGGCAAAAUUUGGCCCUGGCUGAUGGCGUUACCUGGUCUGACAGACCGGGCACCUCAUCUUGGCGGGUCACCCACCUAUCAUGUAGACGUGAUUAUUAAAAUAAUACGGACAGGUGGGUUACUCCACCCAAGCGGGUUAUCUCACGUACCUGGGGUCCCCUACAUACCUCCAACAUCACUUGGGUCUAAACGUUUAGACCCAAGUCAAAUUUAGAGGGAUUUGUAUGGAGUCAUCAGAGCAUAACUGGGCUAAUAUCUCACAGACAAUUUGCCCCACAAUGCUAGUUUUUUUGCAAGGACGCCUUUUGGAUGUUGUUUUAGAAUAUCCUGGCAAAUCCCGUAAUUUCACAAAUUUAAUUUUUUAUGACGUCACACUUUAGUACUCUAUAAGUUGAAGAUUUUAUUGUAGACUAGGGAAACCGGGAAUUACCAUCAAAACUAUAAAUUAAAUCGGCAAGUUUAAAUGUACGCAACUCAGCCUAGAAGCUGCUCUAAGAUAGGGGGGAUCAGGGGAGUUUGGUCUAGUGUAGGGUAGCAAAAUUUAGCUGAACUAGCUCUGGUAUCCGGGUCGAGAUGGUUGUGAAGGUGCAUUGUGGGGCUGUUAUGGGGGACGCAUUUCAACAAGGCGGCAAAUUCGUCCCAUGGAGAAUAAGUUGAAAGAAUUUGGUAGAAGAUGAAAGCAUUUUCUCUUAGGUGAUUAUUUUAUUAUUUCUCUCAACCUUUUCUCAUGAUUGAGUAUUGAUUUUGUUCGGAGAAAAUUGAUUUUUGUUUCUUUUGGGAGUUGAAGAGUUAUUUAAACUGAACUAUUCGUCGUGGGUUUUGUUUGAAAUUCAUUAUUCAGACGACGGUCCUUCUUUUGCAGGCACAGCGAAGAACGGCUGCCAAGACUGUGAGAACUUCAACCUCUGAGGACUUGUUAAAUAGAGAUCAAGCUGGACACUCCGCCAAAAAACACAAAGGUGCGAUGAUUAGUCAUACUCAAGACGCCAUCAGAUGUAAGAAGAAGCGGAUAAAACUCAUGAGAAAUUUCCUCUUAUGCCUCUGAUAACAAUCUCAUGAUUGAAAAUGUUGAGGUUGUGGGACCUUUGUAAGAUAGUCUCGUAAAAAGUAUGUGAUGAGGCGUGGUUUUCUUCCCAGAAAGAUCUUGGGAAGAACCUUCGUUCUUCUCUUCCUCCGGAGUCACCCCCCGCCCCCACCAAUGAGGCAUCCCCAUAGCUUUCAGUGGAUACAAUAUGUGGAUUGUGUACCACUUCGUUUACUUAAAGGUCGUCCAUCGUUUCGGUGGAGUGUCUUCCGCUUUUAAUGAAACACGAACUUCGCACAAAAAGAGCAGAGACAGUUUAUAUGUUUUUUUUUUCAGACUUGAUUCUUGCAAACUGGAUCAGCAAAACCUCGUCACUUCCAUUUCUGAAUCACAUGGAUGCCAAUAACUCUCAGUUUCGACUUGCUUUACUGUCAAAUGAUGGGAGCACUUCAGAGAGAGAUAGUCGUCAAGAAGAGAUUGAAUCAGAAGCAACAGCUAAUAUAAAAAGUAGUCACAGUCUUACCUCAGCACAAAAGAGAGCUCUUAUUGUAAAGCGACUUAUCCCUCUCGUAAUAUCUCUGAUGAUUUUAGGCGGCGCUGUAGCCGCACGGUUUCUAAUUCCGUUGCCUUAAUAGCACGAGACUUCUCCAUUUGGAAGUGAUACACUUACUUCAAAUACUACUUGUAGCAAUUUAACCACUGUUAUUAGUUAACAUCCGCUUAUAAUAAUCUAUGAUUGCGGUGUUCAGGCUGAUCAAUGUGUUAUUUACCGGGUGCGUAGUGAGAAAU
Porites lobata is the source of this 26329-nucleotide messenger RNA. The record is from the annotation of a GenBank genome assembly. Lineage: Eukaryota; Metazoa; Cnidaria; Anthozoa; Scleractinia; Poritidae.